UCGAAAUAUGUUAUGCUGCUCUACCUGCAUAUUGCAUUUUGACCAACACAAAUUUCCUACCGAAGGUGAACGAACCAGCUAUACUAAUACCAAUUUCCAUUUUUGUGAUCUUUAACACGUAUUGUGUAUCAGAAUACAUUCAAACAAAUCAAUCAAUAAAAUCAUGGUGGAAUAACCAUAGAAUGGCUAGAAUAAUUGCCAUGACUGCAUGGUUAUGUGGAUUCCUUAGUGUCAUAUUCAAGAUCCUGAGGUUGUCUGAGACAGUAUUUGAAGUUACAAAGAAGGAACAAAGUUCAAGCAUUGAAGAUAGUGAUGAGAAACCAGGAAGGUUCACAUUUGAUAAUUCACCAGUUUUUGUGCCUGGCACAGUCAUUUUGAUGGUAAAUUUGAUUGCUUUGGGUAUUGGAUUCUCGAGUUUCAUACAAAGGAGGGGAGGUCAAAUAGAGUGGGGAAUAGGAGAAUUGGUAUGUAGCAUAUGGGUGGUCUUAUGUUUCUGGGCAUUCUUGAAAGGGUUAUUUGAGAAAGGAAAAUAUGGGAUUCCAUCAUCCACAGUUUACAAGUCUGCAGCUCUGGUAUUUGUGUUUGUGCAGAUUUACAGAUCAAGUUGAGGAAUAUGAGACUUUUGUUGUUUUAAGGUUAA
Messenger RNA from Coffea eugenioides, 640 nucleotides. RefSeq names its product cellulose synthase-like protein H2. Bases 183 to 608 code for a protein of 141 amino acids. The transcript is spliced from 2 exons. Gene Ontology annotation, cellular component: plasma membrane; trans-Golgi network. NCBI's taxonomy places the organism in Eukaryota, Viridiplantae, Streptophyta, Magnoliopsida, Gentianales, Rubiaceae. The record is from RefSeq and is a predicted model, not a curated record. Gene Ontology annotation, molecular function: mannan synthase activity; cellulose synthase (UDP-forming) activity. Gene Ontology annotation, biological process: cellulose biosynthetic process; plant-type primary cell wall biogenesis.